GGGAAUCCAAUAGGAAAGUUGAAAGGUGUGUGUUGGAUGUUUUUAGUUCAUUUAGUGAUAAAUUAUUUUACCGUGAUUACCUGCAAUUUUGUACACUUAUAUUUAAGUGGUAGAUUAAUAGGAAAAUCAUGAGCCAAUUACCUAGAUUGACGAGGGCAAUGAGACUGUCCACCAAUCUGGACAUUAGUCGCAAUAGUUUUGAAGAUCCUCUCCAGAAAUAUUCAGUAGGAAGAGGAUUUAGCGAUGAAGAUGAUAUCAGCUACAAGGAUGUCACAAAACGUCUUCAAUCUACAGGAGACUCAAAAUCCCUCACACAUCUGCAGAAUUUGUGGAGGAAAACAAAAGAACUUCUAGGUCCGGAAGAGCCUCCAGAAGUGGUUGAUGAUGCUACGGUGUUUAUCCUGAAGCGUCUCCUAAACGAGAUAAAGGUGUCCAUGGAACAAGUGGCUGAGCUGAAGAGGAUCUUUGGGGUACUGACCAGCCAAGGAGCCAAUAGUUUGUUUGAGUUCGUAAAAGACUUCAGAAACUCCCUGAACAGUGAGAAUAAAUCCUUCUUAGAAGAGGCCUUCACAGCCAAGUCUUCCACAAAGCUCUGGGGCUCACACAUUCAGUGCCAACUGCCCCAAUUGGAGCAGAUUGAUGUGUCGAAACUCAAGGAAUUGAGUCCAAAUGUUGCAGCUCCCUGUACAGCCAUUCAGGAGUUCUCCAUGGCCUACGACAACUACGCCCCUUCGACGUCAAAUGCCGUCAACGGAAGUGGUCAGAACGAGAAGAAAUUCACAAGGAACUGGCUGGCAAAUCAUGUUCCUCUGGAUCUAGUUGAAUCUCUCGUGAAUAUGUUGAAGUCUCAAAAAUCCAGUGAUGAGCUGCAGAAUGAACUUUUCGAUAUGCUGGGAUUUGACAAAUUCGAGGCCAUUCAGGAGAUCCUGCAGAAUCGCAAUGUGAUCGUCAAGGUGAUAGAGAGUGGGGAUAAGAAGCAACAGCUGAAGGAGAAAGCUCUCAUGCAGAAGAUCAAUCGACCUCAGGUUGGCAUCCAAGUUACAAUCCAGUCAGAGCACGAAAAGCAGCUGAUGAAACAACUGCGCAAGGACGAGCAGAAACUAAAGAAGCUUGCAGCGAAGGCUGACAACGACGAUUUGAACAUUCCAGAAGAUAUAGAUCCAAUGAAAUUUAGGCUUAUUAGCCAACAAGCUCUCAAUCAAGCUGCCAAAUUCAAUCCACUCCUCCAUGAUCGCCCUAAAGCCAAAAUAUCGUCCCAUAAACCCUCAAUCCCUCGGUAUCCGAAUGUCUACGACUCUCAACUCGAGGCGAAAAGCCAUGUAGGCUUUGUGUCUGGAGGAAAACUCAUGCUACCGGACAACGUAGAGAGGAAGGACUCGAAGAUCUGCGAAGAAGUUAGAAUUCCAGCCUGUGAUCCACCGCCCCUUUCCGUUGGGAAUACCAAAGUUAAGGUUAGCGAUCUAGAUGAGAUUGGGCAGAUUGCUUUUCGAGGAACGAAAGAACUCAACCGAAUCCAGAGUGUGGUCUAUCCAACUGCUUACCACAGCAAUGAAAACUUGCUAGUUUGUGCUCCUACAGGCGCGGGGAAGACAAAUGUGGCGAUGCUGGCGAUCGUGCAUGCGAUCAGGAACCAUGUGACUGAAGGAAUUAUCGAUAGGAGUCAGUUUAAGAUUGUCUACGUAGCUCCGAUGAAAGCUCUGGCAGCUGAGAUGACGGAGAAUUUCGGGAAGAAGCUCAAGCCGUUGGGGAUCUCUGUUCGGGAAUUGACUGGAGAUAUGCAACUAACGAAGGCGGAGAUGGCAGAUACUCAGAUGAUUGUGACGACUCCUGAGAAAUGGGACGUCGUUACGAGGAAGGGAGCUGGAGAUGUGGCGAUGAUUAGUUUGGUUAAGUUGCUAAUUAUCGACGAAGUUCACUUGUUGCAUGGAGAAAGAGGUCCGGUUGUUGAGGCUUUGGUAGCCAGGACUCUUCGUUUAGUUGAAUCUUCGCAAUCAAUGAUCCGAAUUGUGGGAUUGUCAGCAACACUUCCCAACUACAUCGAUGUAGCGAGAUUCCUGAGGGUUAACCCAAUGAUUGGGUUGUUCUUCUUUGAUUCGAGGUUCAGACCUAUUCCACUCGGUCAGGUGUUUAUUGGGGUGAAGGCUCAGAAGCCGCUGCAACAGCUGUCGGACAUGGAUCAGAUCUGCUAUGAUAAGUGCGUGGAGAUGCUAAAGAAGGGUCAUCAGGUUAUGGUUUUUGUCCAUGCUAGAAAUGCCACGGUUAGGACAGCGGUCAUCCUUCGUGAAAUGGCACAACAGAAGCAGCAACUGGGUAUUUUUGCCCCGGAAGACACUACGGAGUACGGUCUGGCCAAGAAAGCCAUCUCCAAGAGUAGGAACAAGCAACUGGUUGAACUCUUCCACACCGGCUUGGCGAUGCACCAUGCUGGGAUGCUGCGGACCGAUCGGUCGCUUGUUGAGAAGUAUUUCGCUGAAGGACACAUUCGGGUACUGGUUUGCACGGCAACCCUUGCAUGGGGAGUCAAUCUUCCGGCGCAUGCUGUCAUCAUCAAGGGAACGGAAAUCUACGAUUCAAAGCACGGUACCUUCAUAGAUCUAGGUAUUCUAGAUGUGCUGCAAAUCUUCGGUAGAGCUGGAAGACCUCAGUUUGAUAAGAGUGGUGUCGGCAUGAUUAUAACCACUCAUGAUAAACUUACGCACUAUCUCUCCCUGUUGACCAAUCAAUUUCCCAUCGAAUCGAACUUUAUCCAAUGCCUGGCGGACAAUCUCAAUGCAGAGAUCACUUUGGGGACGAUUUCGAAUGUUGAUGAGGCCAUAGAAUGGCUCAGUUAUACGUACCUGUUUGUAAGGAUGAGGAUCAAUCCGCAAGUGUACGGAAUGAACUAUUCUGACGUCCAAGCGGACUUUACGUUGGAGAGGAAGCGAAGAGAACUGAUCCAUGUAGCUGCUAUGGCUCUGGAUAAAGCCAGGAUGAUUCGGUACAAUACCCGAACGAAUGAUCUGAACAUUACAGAUCUUGGACGAACAGCCAGUCACUUCUACGUAAAGUACGAUACCGUUGAAGUCUUCAAUGAGAUGAUGCGGCAACUGAUGACAGAAGCUGAAAUUCUGGAGAUGAUGUCACAUGCUCAAGAAUUCCAGCAACUUAAGGUUCGUGAUGAUGAGAUGGACGAACUAGAUUUUCUCACUAAAGAAUACUGUGAAGUGGUAGUGAAAGGUGGAAGUGAGAACCUGCAUGGGAAAGUCAAUAUUCUGAUGCAGACUUUCCUAUCCCGAGGUUUCGUCAAGUCCUUCUCACUCAUCUCUGACAUGAGUUACAUCACUCAGAAUGCUGUUAGGAUCGCCAGAGCACUCUUCACAAUCGUUCUGCGACAGAACAAUCCUAUCCUGGCUGGAAGACUCCUAAUGAUGAGUAUAAUGUUUGAACGUCAAAUGUGGGACUUUGAAACGCCACUUCGACAGUUCUACAUUAUCCCACAGGAUGUCAUUGAGAAGAUUGAGAAUCGAGGACUGUCGAUCUAUGCCCUCAGAGAAAUGGAUAGCAAGGAGAUCGGCGAUAUGUUGAGGAAUCACAAAUAUGGCAGCAUGGUGAAGAGAUGUGCAGAAGAAUUUCCAAUUUUGGAAGUUGAAGCUUCCCUGCAACCAAUCACACGAACAGUCUUGAGGAUCAGGAUCUUUCUUACGGGAUCCUUCAAGUGGAAUGAUCGAGUCCAUGGAAGAUUUGCUGAAUCUUUCUGGGUUUGGAUUGAAGAUCCUGAAAGUAACUUUAUCUACCAUUCGGAACUGUUUCAGUUGACGAGGAAGCAAGCGAUAACGAAGGAACCACAGGAAUUGGUGAUGACGAUACCGCUUAAGGAUCCCCUACCACCACAGUACUACAUCAGGGUGACCAGUGACACUUGGUUAGGAAGUCAUACUACGCAUCCGUUGUCGUUCCAGCAUCUAAUCUUGCCUGAGAUUCAUCCACCUCAUACGGAACUACUACCUCUGCAACCACUGCCAGUUUCUGUUCUGAAGAAUUCAAAGUACGAAGCCCUGUAUCCAUUCAGUCAUUUUAAUCCCAUUCAGACACAAAUCUUCCACUGUCUCUAUCAUACGGACAACAAUGUAUUAUUAGGAGCUCCGACAGGAUCGGGCAAGACGAUUGCAGCUGAAAUAGCCAUCUUUAGGGUGUUUGAAAAGUAUCCAGGUGGCAAAGUUGUCUACAUUGCUCCGUUGAAAGCUCUGGUUCGCGAAAGGAUAGAGGAUUGGAAGGUGAGACUCGAAGGACGAUUGGGGAAGAAAGUUGUUGAACUAACAGGAGAUGUUACACCAGAUAUACGUGCUAUCAAAGAAGCACAGAUUAUUGUAACGACCCCGGAGAAGUGGGACGGUAUAAGUAGAUCUUGGCAAACAAGGGACUACGUCAAAGACGUAGCAUUGAUUGUGAUCGACGAAAUUCAUCUUCUGGGUGAGGAUCGAGGACCAGUUCUUGAAGUUAUAGUCUCACGAACAAACUUCAUUUCAAACCACACUGAAAAGACGCUAAGGAUUAUAGGGCUGUCUACAGCUCUGGCAAAUGCUAAGGACUUAGCUAAUUGGUUGGGAAUACAACAAAUGGGAUUGUAUAACUUCAAACCAUCUGUACGUCCUGUUCCACUAACAGUUCACAUAAGUGGAUAUCCUGGAAAGCACUACUGCCCUAGAAUGGCAACAAUGAACCGACCUACAUAUCAAGCUAUAAGGCAGUAUUCACCAUGUACGCCGGCCCUGGUGUUCGUCUCUUCGCGACGGCAAACCAGGUUGACGGCAUUGGACUUGAUUGCCUUUCUUGCCACUGAAGACAAUCCCAAACAAUUCUUGCACAUUCCGGAAGAUGAAAUUGAACAAAUCCUAGCGAACAUACAUGAUGCCAAUCUGAAGUUGACCCUAGCUUUUGGUAUAGGUUUGCACCAUGCGGGACUGCAAGAAAGGGAUCGAAAGACUUGCGAAGAAUUGUUUUUGAAUCGAAAGAUUCAGGUUCUAGUAGCUACUGCUACCCUUGCUUGGGGUGUCAAUCUCCCAGCUCACUUGGUUGUUAUCAAGGGAACUGAGUAUUACGAUGGAAAGCAGAAACGGUAUGUGGAUAUGCCGAUAACGGACGUACUGCAAAUGAUGGGCAGAGCGGGAAGACCGCAGUUUGGCAAUGAAGGUAUUGCUGUUGUCUUGGUGCAUGAUAUCAAAAAGAAUUUCUACAAGAAGUUUCUGUACGAUCCGUUCCCGGUUGAAUCUAGUCUGCAUAGUGUUAUACCAGAUCACAUCAAUGCUGAAAUUGUUGCAGGAACGGUACAGACUAAACAAGGUAUUUUGGAUUACCUUACUUGGACUUACUUCUUCAGGAGACUCAUGCGUAAUCCAACCUACUACAAUUUGGAAUCAAUUGAACCGGAGGAUGUCAAUAAGUAUCUUACGUAUAUGGUUGAAAAUGUGUUGAUGGUGCUGGAUUUGGCUGGUUGUGUUGAAUGGAAUGAGGAAGAUCGAUACAUCUAUCCUACGUCCCUAGGGAGGAUUUCUUCUUUCUACUAUCUUUCGCACAAAACAAUGAGGCAUUUUGCUGAUAGCCUAGGUCCUCAGUUGAAGUAUGAGGAAUUACUGAGGAUCAUGUGUGAUUCGUAUGAAUUUGAUCAGCAACCUGUGAGGCACAAUGAAGAUAAGUACAACGAAGAACUAGCUGCAAUUUGUAGAUUGCCCGUUGCAGCUUCGACUUGUGAUUCGCCGUAUACCAAAACGUUCCUGCUGAUGCAGGCUCACUUCGGAAGGCUUCCAUUGCCAAAUGCAGACUAUCAUACGGACACGAAGUCGGUUUUGGAUCAAGCAAUUAGGAUAUUGCAAGCUAUGGUGGAUGUUUGUGCGGAAAGGGGAUGGUUGGCGUCAACACUGAGGAUUCAGCAGUUGAUGCAAUGUGUGAUUCAGGCUAGAUGGUUCGAUGACUCCCCAUUGACGUGUUUGCCGCAUGUGGAGGAGCAUCAUCUGCCACUGUUUGAUAGGAUCAAUACUGGUGGGCAGGAACCGAUUUUGCCGGUUUUGAGAGAACGUUUUUAUCGGCAUUUUGAGGUUAUGGCGGCAUCCCUUAGAGAUGGAUUUCUCGAGAGGGAACUUGAGGAUAUUCACAAAGUUCUCAAGGAAUUACCUAUAGUUAGUGUAAAGUUGUCUGUCCAGGGACCGCAUUUGGAUGAUCCCAGGGCUGAUAGGGAAAUUACACAGCCUGCAAAUAGAGAAACUUGGCUGGAAGUUCAUGCAGGGGAAGAGUACACCUUGACUGUGAACUUCCAGCGGAAGGGAUUGAAGCAGGGGAGUAGUGUACAUUGCCCGAAGUUUCCCAAGGGGAAGGAUGAAGGUUGGUUCCUCACGCUGGGAUGUCAGAAUGAUGGGGAAUUGAUUGCGCUCAAGAGGGCAGCCUUCAAGGGAACCCGAUCAACGCAGUACCUAGUCUUUGAAGCUCCGUCCAAGCCGGGAAGAGUUAUUUACACAUUCUACCUGCUGUCAGAUUGCCUCAUGGGGAUGGAUCAACAGUAUGAUGUCCAGCUGGAGGUACUUCCUGGUCAGGGAGGCAGGAACUUCGAAGAUGAAGUAUACGCUGAAAAUUAUGUGAGAUUUAUGCAAGAGAAAGACCCAAAAUUUAAACUCUGAACAUUUAUUGUUCUAUUUUUCCUAACCUAAAAGACUACAUCGGGCUGUCAGGGAGUCCGCGCGAAAAGUGGACUGGAACUUUAGGCAAUAAUUCUGACCAAGAUUGCAGAGUGAAAUAAAAGAAUUUGUCCUA
This is a messenger RNA of Phlebotomus papatasi, 6780 nucleotides long. RefSeq names its product activating signal cointegrator 1 complex subunit 3 (gene obe). The record is from RefSeq and is a predicted model, not a curated record. Bases 129 to 6647 code for a protein of 2172 amino acids. Gene Ontology annotation, molecular function: ATP binding; ATP hydrolysis activity; nucleic acid binding. The transcript has 5 exons. NCBI's taxonomy places the organism in Eukaryota, Metazoa, Arthropoda, Insecta, Diptera, Psychodidae.